AUGUUUAGUUUUGGAUAUAAAAAUUUAUAUGAGCCUAAACCUAUUAUACCAGGACCUGGGUAAUAUUGAAGUUAAUAUAGUGAUUAUGAAUUAAGAAAAGAUUUGAAUACUCAAAUAACAUAGAAGAAAAAAAAGGGUAUGAAUCAUUCAAUUAGUGAGAAGAAAUUAUAAAAUAAUCAUUCUUAUAUACAUAGACUAAAAAAUCAUUAAGAUUGUUAUGGUGAGUAUUAAUUAAAUAAACAAAGAAAAUUUAUAAAAUUAAGCCCAAAGCAAAAGAAAAUGCAUUCUUUUACAACAUCUUAAAGAUCAAAAUGUUUUUUAUUGCCCCAAAUUUCAAAAGGACCAUAAUAUUAUAAAAUUAAUGAUUAUAAAAGUGAUAGCACAAUCAAAAUAGGAAAGUAUUCAUCUAGAAAAGAAAUAUUUGAUAUCUAAAAUAAUAGUUACUCAAAAAGUAAUUGUUCGAAAUUUGAUUCAUCAACAAGUAUAGAAUAAAGAUGUGAAAAGUUAUAGAAUUAUUGGUCUGAAGAUAAGCAGAAACAAAAAUAUAGUUUUUUUUAAAACUAAAGGAUUAAACCUAUUCCUAAAUUUAGAGAAUACUCAUAUUUUGACAAAGAUAAAAUUGGUCCAAGUUUAAUUGAUUAUCCAAAAGAAAAAAUAAAAGGAUUAAAAUUUACAAAAAAUCAAAAAUUUAAAUUAAUAAAAAUAAAUAAAGCUGAUAUCCAUCAAGAAUAUUUUAUUUAAAAAUUAAUCAAGAAUAAGGAUUGCUCAUCCUCAGAUGAAAUCGUUUCUAAUGAUUCAGAAGAAACAAUAACUCUUAAGGUUUUUGAUUACAAUUAAAAAAUUUUUUUUGAUAAACAAAUCAAAGUUAAGAAGUCUCGAUAGGAUGAAAAAAAAAAUGAACCAUCCAACUAAAAUAUCAACUUUUAGUCAGGAAAAAAAUUUUCUUUUGCAAAAGGGAAAAGAUAUAAUAAGUUUUUUCAGGAUAAUUUAUGA
Molecule: messenger RNA, 993 nt
Organism: Paramecium sonneborni
Lineage: Eukaryota; Ciliophora; Oligohymenophorea; Peniculida; Parameciidae
Source: the annotation of a GenBank genome assembly